This is a messenger RNA of Cryptotermes secundus, 3111 nucleotides long. RefSeq lists its product as uncharacterized. NCBI's taxonomy places the organism in Eukaryota, Metazoa, Arthropoda, Insecta, Blattodea, Kalotermitidae. The record is from RefSeq and is a predicted model, not a curated record.
GGAGGCUACAAAUUGCAAGUGCUGGAUGCCUUACAGAGACCAGUUCUUGAUCUAACUCCAGUAACAGCAGAUUCUGAAUUUGUUAAAAAUGAUGUGACAGCACAGUCACAUUUGGUGCAGCUGCCACCUGACUUCAACUGCAGUGAUUGUACAAUACGUCUGAUGAGGCAAGCUGAGGAGUGGGGUAAAUCCUACCGUUUCUGGUCCUGUGCUGAUGUUGAUAUCCAGUCAAAAAAAGAAUUUAAAGAAGACUGCAGUGGUCAUGGACGCUAUCUAUUAUCAAAAUGUCGCUGUGAUCGACUAUACUAUGGUCCUCGCUGCCAAUACAAGGAUGAGUGUUUUGACAGUAAUGACUGUGGAGACAGAGGGAUAUGCAUUGAUGUUGAAGCCACUACAUCCCCUCGGAAGCAGUGCUAUUGCGAGCUAGGGUGGUAUGGACCAGAGUGCAUGAAGCGUUCUCCAGUCAAAUCGAUGGAUCUGGACUUCACUGCAUAUAGCAAACGAGAUUUGAGCAACACAUUCACCCUGUACUGGAGAAUCCUGAAGGAGCAGCAGGAGUUGGAAGUAGUAAUGGUUGUGAAUGGUACAAGUUAUGUAGGUCUGGGUUGGCGGCCACGUCAUCUCACAGCUUCAUGCCGCAACUUCCCAUAUUUGGAGGAUUCAGGAAGCAAAGAUGGGAAACAGGAAACUGAAAUAAUAGUAGGUAAACCAGAGCCUGAGAGUCAUCCUGAACCUUCAGGUAAACCAGAACCUACCAGUGAACCAGAACCAAUCAGCAAACCAGAGCCAACUAGUGAACCAGAGCCAAGUAGUGAACCAGAACCAAAUAGUGAACCUGAGCCAAGGCAUACAGAGAAAUCCAAUCAUGGCAAAGUUGUUUCAUCUCGUGAAACCAAGAACUACAACAAUUCAUCAAAUACUGACAAGGAUGUGACUGUAGAAACAAGUGUGUCCUUCAGAGUCAGUUCUUCUCAAGGUCGCAGAAAGAGGGGAACUUCAAAAGAGAAUAACACCCAAAGCAUAGCAUCUGCAGCUGAAUUGGAGCCAGUUUCAGAACCAGAGCCCAAAUCUGAGCCACAGCCAAACUCAGAACCAGAACCUGUUUCUGAACCAGUUUCCAAACCGAAGUCUACUCUGCCAAAUUCCAAAUCAAACACAACAUAUAGACCUAAAGCAGCAGAGCUGGAACCAACCUCAGAACCUGAGCCAACCUCAGAACCUGAACCAACCUCAGAACCUGAGCCAACCUCAGAACCUGAGCCAACCUCAGAACCUGAACCAACCUCGAAACCCGAACCAAGCUCAGAACCUGAACCAAAUUCUGAACCUGAAUCCAAGCCAGAGCCAAUUUCAAAAUAUCAAGCUGAGAUAGAAGGAACACCAAUGUCUAAUCUUCAAGAUUCUAAUGCUGUAACCUACACUCAUCCUUAUGCACCUCGCCAUGAUUUCAAUGCCAUGGAUUGCACAGACAUGGUGAUCGGAUCUGCCCGAGGAACAGCAAGUCGAAUCUGGGAUUACUACACACGUGACAGAUCUACACCACGGCUUGACACUUUCUGGGGAGGUAAGAAUGAUCUUACAGCUGCCAUGGGAUUUGAAAAGGAUGGUGUUACAACAAUCCUGUUCAGGAAGAAACUGAAAGCUACUGAGCCGACAGAUCACUCAAUAGAUGUGGCCUUGAUGCAUGUCAUCUGGGCUCAAGGACAGGAGCCAAACCGUUAUAUCCACAGUCCAAAGUCAGGGCUGGAGCGGGAUCAUGCAUCUGUGAAAGACUUUUACCGCCAAGAUGAGCUAAAAUACCAUGGUCAUGGAGCCCAGAGAGGGCAAACUACACUCAAUUUCUUUGAAGAGUCAGUCCAUCUAUCAGAGACAUCAACAGUGGUAGAUCCCAGUAUAUGUGGUGGUCACUGGCGGACACCAAGAAACUGUGAUCCAGAGCAACACAACUGUGAAUAUUAUGCAAAGUGGGAACACCUCUACAAGAAGGAUGAAGUACGCUUCACUGUCGAGACAAAACACACUACUACAUGGACAGGAAUUGCAUUCUCAAAUGAUACAAAAAUGUCCCAAAGUGAUGCCAUCUUGGGAUGGGUGGACAAGAAUGGACGUGCAUUCUUUAUGGAUACAUGGAUUGGAGGUUAUACAUCCCCACUACUUGACACCUCACAAGAUAUCUACAACAUGAGUGGCCGUAUUCAAGAUGGUGUCACUACAUUAAGUUUUACAAGGAGGAGACUGUCUUCAGACUCCAAGGAUGUUUCCUUCACAGAUGACCAGUGCUUCUAUUUCAUGUUUCCAGUCAGGGGUGGAGUGUUUAAUUCUGUCAACAAAAAGAUACGAAAGCACGAGAUAAUACCCAGUCUCUCAGCAGACAGGAUCUGCAUCAGGCCAUGUGUCAGAGAUAUAAACUCGGUACUGAUGACAUCAACUGCUGCUCCUCCACGGCUCUCCUACAAUGUGGAAGUCAAAUUGGUGAACCUGGGCGAGAAUUUCCAGAUACCAAAACCUGGUUCUCCAGAAUUUGAUAUUCUUGCCAAUACAGUCAGCAAUGGCUUCAGUGGUGCUUUGGGAAGGCUUCCUGGGUUCCAUAAGCUUCAUGUAAAUCAAUUUCAAGAGAGUGAUGACAAAGUGCUUGCCAAAAUGAAUGUGAUCAUGGAUAAAGCACAGUAUGAGAAAGGGAGGUCUCUCAAAGAGGAUCUGAGCCCAGUGGAGAAAGCGCUGCAGGAGACCGUUGCAACAGGCAGAGUUGGAAACCUUGCUGUUGAUCCAGGGUAUCUUGUGUUCGAGGCACAAGGAUUGACAUCUGCUAUUCCUGUGGAAGGGGACUCUCAGAAAGGGGGACUGCUGCUGUCGGCAACAAAACUAUACAUUGUGAUUGGUUGCAUUGCAGCUCUAGUUUUGAUUGCUGUUAUUCAGGCAGGGUGUACCAUUUACAAGACAGUACGAAAUCCUUCUUCCUACCACAAGCGGGUGUAUGCGAUACCACUUGGGACCCCAGGCCAUUUCCACCCCAGUGACUUCCCUGCACCUUACCUUUACACCGAUAACUGGACUUCCGCUCGCCCGGAACAGCCCGGUUUUGUCACAGCUCGGAGAAACUGGUAAUUACCG